This is a messenger RNA of Leptomonas pyrrhocoris, 8749 nucleotides long. RefSeq lists its product as hypothetical. The record is from RefSeq and is a predicted model, not a curated record. The coding region runs from base 311 to 8749 and encodes 2812 amino acids. The transcript has a single exon. Lineage: Eukaryota; Euglenozoa; Kinetoplastea; Trypanosomatida; Trypanosomatidae.
AGUAGAACCGACUAAGAAUUUUCUUUCCUUCUGUAAGUGCGACGAGCUGGGAGUCCUUUCACCUCUCCCUUCCUUCCCUCGCUCGCCUCGCGAAGACCAAUACUCGCAGCAGAAAUACAAUUUAUAUGCCUCCUUUUUUUUAAUUGUUUAUUCGUUCGCACUCUGCAGGAGCUCUCCGCUCAUUUCUUCUUAUUCUUCGUGUUGUUGCCGUCGUUGUUAUGCCCGCGUUAGGCGAGCUGAUUAAAAGCAGUUGUCACCGUUUUUGAUUCUUAUUCUUACUUCUGUUUUCUUUGUUCAAGGGAGUACGCCCAUGUCAAAGUCGCUGCAGUCCGAUUCUACGCUUUCCACCGGAUCGGGGCUUUCGGGGCGGUACGAGCUGACGUUUUCGCCCCUCACCAGCGGAAAGCAAGUGGGCCCGUUAGAACAGGCAAAAGCGACGGAGUUUGACGACGACGACACCUACGGCCUUGCAGACUACAAUGCGAGGCCUUUUAUUUCGCACCCGGCGAAUCGUACCGGGCCGAUGCCGCCGGUACCCUGCGGCCUCGGGGCGAAGCAGACGGCGUCUCCUUUGGUGGGCUACGCCCCUCUCCAGCCUGAUCGCCGGUUUGCGGCCAACAGUGGCAGCGGCAACGGUGCCACCAACGCGUCAUCGCUGCUGGCGAUGUACAACAGGGCGGUCACUUCUGCCGGGUCGCCGUGCUUGGGGGUGGACGGCAAGAGUGACCGCCAUCGCAGCUUCGCGCAGGCCUUGCGAACACCGCUGAUCGACACCGACAACAACCGCAAUCGCCACAGCACCAACGCCUGCACCGGCAGCAACAGCAGCAGCAGAAGUAGCAACAAAUCACCGCUGGCCGCGUCGCAAUCCGCGCGCAGCAAGGCUCGGCGAGGGCCGACGACGCCGACGACGCGGCUCGCUGAACCAGCGACGACGAACAUCGCCACCUCCGCACGCCGGGUCAGCGGUGGCUGUUUGGAGCCGCUGUCCCGCAGCACCGGCGGCGCUUUCGGCGUGGUGGCGACCUCAUCACGCGAGAGACGCACGCGUACACCGACCAACUCGCAAGAAGCACUGCUCGCCCAAUCGAACGGCGUGACGUCUGCCCCGACCUACUUGUUCGGUGCGUCGUCGAAGAACAGCACCGUCAGCAGCAGCAGCCGCGGCGUCGCGGUCCGGGCCUCCUUCCUGGGCGAACCGCCUCCUCGCAGUGAGGAAGAGACGGACAAUGCCGGCCUCGAGGGCACCGGCGGACCUGCCGGUCAAGGGACGGCUGCCUUCGCCACACCCGUUGCUGUCGUCCCCACGGCACCGCUGCACCGAGACGAGUUCCACAGCCCCGACACGACGUUGCUGCGCCGGGGGGUGGUGACGUCGCCGGCGGAGGCUCGUCCGUCGCGCCAGGUCAUCGCUCUCCCUAAAGCAGCGACUGGCACGGAUAGCGGCGAUGUUCCAACGGGGUCGCCGACGCCGACGAUACCGCGCAGCCGACGCAUCAAUGCGAGCCGCAGCGGCAGCAGCGUCUUCUCCAUGCACACCCUCGUCUCGCGAAGGAAAAACGCGAACUGUUUCGACUACGGGUUGAGCGCGUUAGGGUUUCCCGUGGAGGGGUCAAGGCAGCCACCGCCGCCGCAGCAUCAACCGAAAACACCACAGUUACGCGGCAUCUCUCCCGGCGGCCCUGGUGCGAACUACAACGGUGCGGAAAGCUCCUUCGCCGCCGCCUCCCAUCUUUGUGGAAUAGGCCACGCCGGCGAUGACAAUGGCAGCGGUCUUGUGCGUAUGGCGAGCUCGCCGAAUGACGUGACCAUGACGACGGCGACAACAAACUCUACGUUGCCGUCGCUGGUCUUACACAGCAGGCAGUCGAGCCCGCAGACACAUCAACAGAGCAUUGCUGGUGUGACGGGAGUGAUAUCGAUGUCCAGUCAUUCGAGUGCCUCGUUGACCGGCCAUUCAGCGCGGGAAACACCAUUGGGGACGUUGGCGCGGUGGGCGAGCGGCGGGGGCGGCAGUGCGGACUCCGCCUUUGCAGUGGAAAACAUCGUGGAUGCGUUGAAGCAGCAGCAGCAACACCAACACCAACAGGAAAGCCGGACGCCUGUCGGCUCGAAUCUCUCGACGACCGCCAGAGCGGCUACGACGGCCACAACGGCGGUCAUCGACAGCGUCCCAGCCGCACCCCACCUCCGUGUAGGGAGGAGGAAGACGGCGGAUGCCGCUCGUGAUGAUCAGCCCGCUGAGGUGAAAGUGAAUGCGACAAGUGCAGACACGUUGCCCAACAGAAACAGCAGCAGCAACGGCAGCGGGGCCACCCCGUCGGUGUCGCUGCGUUCCAUCGUUCUGCAGCCGCGACAUCUACCCCGCACCUCCGACGACGUCGACGACAACUUGCGCGGUGACAACUCCAGCGACUUCUUUGUGAUGCACAAUAUCGCUUGUGGUGAUGGCGCGAAGAGCGGACGCCACUGCAGCACCGUUGUCACGGUCGGCGCCCGCCUCGACCAACCGCCGCAGCCCUCCCCGAGCGCCGGGACACCGAAUGUGCGGAAUCCGAAGCUGCCCUACCAGCAUGCCGGUCCGCGCAGCCCGUGCCUUGACGAAGUAGCUGAUGAGGCUGACCGAGAUGCGCUGUUGCAGGCGUCGCUGGUCCACCACGACGACUCGGACGACGACGAAGCGCUCCUGUACGGAGACUUCGAUGAGAGCUACAACGACAGAAGCGGUGAGAGUGCGGAGGAUGGCAUGGAGAGAGGUGCAGCUUGCGUACAAGAGCACGGAAAAGGAAACGCCGCGCAGGCGUCGCGGCCACCCCUGUAUCGCAACGGCAAACCGGCGGAUGCAGCAAGAGCAUCAGACACUAGUCCAGCGAACUCGAACGUCUCCAGCGAGCGCAACAGUGCCAACAUACGAUGCAGCUUGAACCCGGUCCGCGGCACCACCGCCGAGGAGCGCCAGUGGCUCGCCCGCGCCAGCUGUGAGACUUUUCUCCCCUUCGAUGAGGUGGCGGCGGUCGGCUCACGCGGCUUCAACAGUCUCCUCCUCACUUCCUUCCUGCGUCAGGCCCGGUCUUCAGAGACGGCGCACCCUUCGGCCUCCUUCGGCAGCUCGCCCCCAUCAUCGAUGGCUGCCACCGUGGCUGGGCUACCCUACGGUAGCUUGUGUGCGAGCGUCGCGUCGCAAACUUCAGGUUCCGCUCCUGUUGCUGCUGCUGCUGGCGACGGCAGCCGCACUGCACCUGCGGAUGAAGUUCAACUACUCAACACUCGCGCGGAGCAGGACGGUGCUUCUGCUGCCAUUACUACUGCUGCUGCGGCUUCGUCGCCGCGUGGGACACAUGGGAAUUUGGCAAGCUCGGGGUCAGCGCUGCGUGUGCCUGCACUGCCGCGCCUAUCCGCAUCCACAUCGUUGUCAUCGUCGCCCCGCCCGCAAGUGAGCGGGUCGCGUGAUCGCCUGCUGCCGUCAGUGGAUAACGGCAGCAGUACAACAGCGGCGGCCGAGGCGGCGCUCCCGCUGGCACUGACCCACGCCGGUAUCCUGCGCUGGGCAAAGCCUCUCUCAGCAGCCGAAUUGUCGGGCGUCGACGGCAGCCCCGCCGCCUUCGGGGCAUCCUCGUUCGCAUCCGCAUCGCCGCCGAAGGGCAUUGGUGAACGCCUGCUGCACCAGCUGGACCUGCUGAACCACGGGGCCUGGCAAGAUGCGCAGGUACUCUGCCUUCUCGAGCACCGCAGCCCCGCCCCGACAUCAGCGACGCGAGUGUUUGCCGCGGACAACGGCUACGCCAUCCGCGUGGUACAGAACGGUCUCAUGGGCGACUGCGAGACGGACGAGUGUGUGGAGCGCUGCGCGGCUGCAGUGAUGCCGGGCGCAAUGGGCACGGAUGGCGCCGCCCUGCCUUGUUCGCUGGCGCUGCCGUCGGCGCUGAUCGACAACGCCGUCCAGCGCUUCUUUGAAGAGGGCGAGAACGCUGUUGCGGUGGUGAUCGACACGGCGGAUGACUUCGCCGCCAGACGCACCGCGUCGACGACGAAGGUGCACCGUGACAGGAGUGACGGUGGCGACGACGGAGUGAGCCCGCAGAUGGACGCGUGGGUGGCGCAGGCGAUGGGCCGGCAGGUGGUCGAGGCAUUUGAAGCGUUCAAGGAUGCCCAGAGCAAGACGCAGCCGAACUUGGUCACCGACUUGAAAGUGGCGGUUGCCUUCAUACCCGUUUUGCCAAACACGCCCAACACAUCGAGCGACGCUCCUUUUUCUCCUUCAUCUCGGCAAAAUGUGAAACCGGUGUUUUACGACGCCGUGAGCGAGGCCUCGUCUCCGCGCGACGUCCGCCGACCGCUGAAGGUGGCCAAAUCGCCCAUCUUCGGCACCUGCCUCAACGAGUGCCAGUGGGUUGUUGUGGAGGACGAAUCGGACAUCACCGUCGUCUUCACACUUCUCCGUCGCAUAUUUCCGCAGGUGCAGGGACGGCAAGGCUUUCUGUACAUCCAGUUUCUUCACCAGUGCUUUGUUCCUGGCACUGCGGCGGGUGGCGGUGCAGCGUCUUCCACGGGCGACCGUGGCGUCGCUGGGUUUACGCGUCGUCGCAGCGAUGCGUUGACCGGUGGCGGUGCCUAUCGCCGUAGCCACCGGCUCAGCGACAUCGUCGUGUCCUCCUUCACCAUCGCCUGCACCCACUUCCCGCAGGUUUUUGAGGUCAUUCUGGAUCAGCGGGCCGACACGCCGUGGCCGCUGUUGCGGUAUGCGUUGGGCAAAGGCCCGAGCACGGUACUGGGCAUUGCCCGCGUGCAUGAAGAAGACGAAGAGGCUGCCUACCCGCUCAGCUUGCUGCAGCGCAUAAAGGCCAUUCAGCACCCGUGUCCGCGCCGCGGCAGCGUGCGGGCGUUUGUGACGGAGCAGCGCAACAAGAUGACGGAUCUAAGGCGACGGCUGGCAGACGCGGAGGACCGGAUGAUGCGCAGCACCCUGAACGCGGCAGCGCGUGCGACGAUGAAGCGGCUGUCGGUGCUCAUUUCUAAGCUGGCGUGCAACAUCAGGGAUGCCGAGGAGUUUCUGUUUGACCCCGAGACCGCCCACGUCCCGGUGUACGUGGAUGCGCGUCGCUCGCCGGUGCCUGUCACGGACGAUGGUGUGGUUGACGAUACGACGCAGUCGCCGCUGCCGCAGCAACGCCAACAACCGACCCCGCUGUUGCCGUCGCCGGCACCCCACAGUUCACCCACCCCGGCGCGUGCGUCUGCAGCGUCGUCCUCUUCUUUUGCUACUUCUGCUCUGCUGCUGAACCCCGGGCGGCCGUUGCUGCUGGCGAUGGUGCAGCAUUACGACCCCCGCACGGACACAGUAGCGGAGCCCGCCACGUCAGCUGAGCGGAAACGCACUGCGAACUGGACGAUUUCCCCUCGCGGUUCCACCGUCGAUGCACGCAGUGCACGGAAGCAGCAGCAACAGUUACACCAAGAACAGCAUGCCCCAACACAACAGCUGCUGCCACGGACGCUGACGGCCUGGCUAACGUUGACCAGGUCUGUUCCCUUUGAAGUAGAUGAGGUGACGUCGCUGAACAUACUGUCCGAUUCUGCCGCCCAGCUGCCCGUUUGCGAGACGUGGCGCCAGGUCGGGGCCCACUUCCACGCUGGCCGCAGCGCCACCGUCGUGGUGGUGCAGGAGAAAAAAGAAGAAGGCCGGCUGCGGUCGCUGCGGGUGUCGCUGGAGCUGGUGCACGGUGUCUUAAAAGAUACGUGGGCUCGACGGGGCUCUUCCCCCGCCUCGUCCGCGCUCCCCUCCUCCGCCCCAUCCUCGCGCGCGGUGAUGCGGGUGGCGGUGUCUGUCUUUUACCUGAGCGGGUCCGCGGUGGCCGAUCUCCUGCGCUGCUCGACGACCAGCCGCGUCGUCACCGGCACGUCGGCCGCCGGCGCCGUCGUCUUCACGCCGGUCACGCUAGCGCUUCGUCCGUUGACCGGCACUGCCGUCCCGCUGAACGUCACGCGUCAGACUGUGGAUUCGCUGCCGGAGUUAGAGACGGUGCUGCGUGCCGCGGUGGAGCGCCUGCGCGAUGCGCAGGACGCCGUCACCGGCGACGCCACCGUUGAGGGGCCUGCCGCUGAUUUGUUGACGCGGCGAAGUUUGACAGCGCCGGGCUACGCUGUCACCACCGUGGAGCUAACGCAGCGCGUAGUGCAGGACGGCGGCGAGGACGACGUGUACGUCAGUUCGUUGACGGUUAUUGAUCUUGGUGGUCACUUCGGUCUUCUCGGGGACGCGAUCGCGACCAACGCUGCCCUUGAAAGAGCAGCCAGGGGUAUCACCGCUUCUACCACUACUGCUGCUGCUGCUGCUGCUGCUGCUGGUGCUGCCGGAGAGGAGAAAGACGCACCCUCGGUGGCAGCGCUGCUGCUGGCGCGUCUGCUUGUCAAGCGGCGCGACCUUGUCGUCUGCGCCGCUGCGCUGCCCGCUGUCCCAACGGCGGCCUCCGCGUACGGCCUCAUGAGUACACUGAGCGACUUUCAACGACACGCCAAAGGCGCCCCACACAUUCUCUGCAGUGCGCCGCCCGGCAGUGUGCGUCGUUUCAUUACGCAUCUUCAGGCGGUGCUCGUCGAAGCAGAAACCCAACGGGGUGUUGACGCGAAUAGUGUGUCGGAGGUGCGAGAUGCGCUGACGCGUGCGCAGUCGGUGUUAGUGAACCCCCACACGGUGACCUUUGACUCCUACCCGUGUACGCAGAACGAUGUGACUGCGAUGAUGGAGCUGCCGGCGGCGUCGCGCCUCGUCCUCGACACGUCGGCGCUGCGCAGCUCGCUCUUCACACCGCAGAACACGUCGUCGACAACGCCGACAGCCGCCGACAGCGUCUCGACGGUCGGCGGCAGCGGCGGCUCAGCUGAGGUGUCGACCGAGUCGGCGGGGCCGCAGGAGACGUGCACAGCUGUGUCACAACUGUCACAGCGCGACGAAGCGACGCACAGCAUGGACGUCCAUGCAAGCGAGGAGCCGCAAAAAGCGGCAGCAGCAGCGACAGUGGUGGUGGCGCCACGCAGGGCGAGCGUGACGACGAGAGGACUCAGCACAGCGGCAGCCACAACCCCUAAGGCGUCACUCGACAGCGUCAAAGGGACACCGGCGGCGAGUGCGAAGCAGAGCAGCGCCCCAACAGAGCUGCGAAGCCGAAAGGCGAAGGAAGAGCGCGGUACAGACGUCGCGUACUACGGGGUGCACUACCGCGGGCGCGACACGGUCUUGACGGAGCGCGAUGUCAUGCGUUUUGUGGCGCCACGAGGGCCUCUUUUCUCUCCCACAGGGGUGGGCGCAGAGACGCGUGCCGCCGCCGCUGACGAUCAGAGAACCGAAGAGGAAGUGGCGGAGCAAGACGCAGAAGAGGUGGAGGGGAGCACGGCGGAGCCGGAGCCGGUGUGGGUGCCGUCGGUGCUGGUGCUGAACGCGCCAACGACUUCCUCAUACGUGAAGCGGUAUGCGACAGGCGUCCGCGUUCCGUUGCCGUCCUCCUCGGGCGCUCAUUUCACUUCCUACGCCUCCAACGAAGUGGUGAACAUCAAACCGACGUCAACCGGCAUGAGGAGCUCUUUCUUGACGCGGGCGGUGUCGUGUGUCUCUCGUGGCCGCACCGCGGCGCUGCUCAUCUGCGACACGGAGUCCUGCGACGCCGCGUCCUGCAUCGCGUGGCUCACGCUGCGCACCGUGAUGGGUGGCGUUUUCCAGUCCUUGAAGAUGAAGGAAGUGGCCGGGGUGCAGCACUGCGCCGCCUUGCGAGCGUUUUUAAUCGAGGAGGGCCGCGAAAACGAGUGUGCGGACCUGCUGGCACCGCGGUUGAGCGCGACGCAGCCCCGCCACGCGUUGACGCGGCUCAAGUACUCGCCCUUCUGUGGCCCGCAGCCGGCGGAUGCUACGUCGCGGCCAGUGAAGGACCUGCAGGAUGUGAACGUCGCCCUCCGCUCCGUCCUGGCGGCGGCACGGCUGGCACACCAGGCCACCGCCGCCGCCGAACCGCUACGUGGAGCGAUUGCACUGCAGCUGACGUUCCACCAGUUCAUCCCUGCCGCGGCGAGCCAGCCGGCGGACGUCGUCGUCGCGUCGCUGUGGUGUGUGCAGAUGGGCUGCAGUGCCGGCUGGAUGGAGGCGAUCCACUCGUCGCCCGACUCCGUGACGGGAACACUGCUGCAGUACUGGGUAGGGGGCCCGUGCUACACCACCUCCGUUGUCGGCCUCUCCCGCUUUCGCGGGGUGCGCGUGGAGACCUGGAAGGAGCUGUCGAGUGCGCAGCAGCGGCUGCGGGAGGUGCCACUGCGGCUGCCGCGCCUGGGCAGCGUACAGGCGUACAUGGCGUCCCUGCAGGAAUGCCUACGCCGCGCAAGACGAGACCCACCGCGUGCCACGACGCUCGCCUCUGCGGAAGGGGCGGAGUCAACGGAGGAGAAGACGACAAACCCCAACUCCGCGACGCCGUCAACGAGCUCGUCUGCCGGUUCGACACCGAAGCAGGUCGAAGGGACGAACAGUGCAAGUCGUAAUAGCAGUAACAGUGCCACAAAGAGCGCAGACUCGCUGAUGCGUGUGACGGCGCUGCUGAAAGAGGCCCAGCGCGUUGUAGAACGAGGCCCGGAUUUGGGCAAGUCGUCGCAGCUGCCGGGCCAACUGGCGCACGAAGCUAAAACCUUCGCCGAUUUGGACUACGGCGAAAGAGGAGACGCAGGCCAAAACGUUUCCGGCGUUGCGGUUCUCGCCACGCAACGGUGA